Glycine soja is the source of this 2888-nucleotide messenger RNA. RefSeq names its product U-box domain-containing protein 4-like. The coding region runs from base 121 to 1398 and encodes 425 amino acids. The record is from RefSeq and is a predicted model, not a curated record. The transcript has 2 exons. Gene Ontology annotation, cellular component: nucleus; cytoplasm. Lineage: Eukaryota; Viridiplantae; Streptophyta; Magnoliopsida; Fabales; Fabaceae. Gene Ontology annotation, molecular function: protein binding.
CAACAUAAUCAAUUUAAUAUAAAAGCACUCUUCUUCUUCUUCUUCACUCUCUUUCUCUAUCUCUGCGUGGCAGCAUAUAUCAAAUAUCAGUUGCAGUAUUAAAGAGGCUUAUCCGUCAGAAUGGUUUCCGCGGAGAAAGAUUCCAAUGAAACUCAUCGAACCAUCAUCGGGAAGUCCAUGCGAACGGUGCGCUCCAAAAUAUUCCAACACGACCACGCCACGUGCGUCUCCGACAACUUAACCGGUUCGCUAAUGGAACUCGCAUCGCGAAACAACAAAUCCGUUAAGUCUUCAAUUACGGAGGAGCAACUCCUCGAGCUCUCUCAAGCUCUGAGCGAUUUCUCCGCCUGUAGCAGCGAUAUCUCCGGGGAGCUCCAGAGACUCGCCACCGUCUCCUCCUCCCAACCUCCUGCUGCUGCUGCUGACAUCCACGGCCAACCCCAACCUGAGCCCGAGCCGUGCCUAGGGUUUCUCCAGAGGGAGAGCUUCUCCACUGAGAUCAUCGAGAGUAUCUCGCCGGAGGAUCUUCAGCCGACGGUCAAGAUCUGCGUCGACGGACUUCUCUCGCCGUCGUUGGCCGUGAAGCGAUCGGCGGCGGCCAAGCUGAGGCUGUUGGCGAAGAACCGAGCCGACAACCGCGCUCUCAUCGGCGAGUCCGGUGCGGUGGCUGCUCUGGUUCCGCUGCUCCGGUGCAGCGAUCCGUGGACGCAGGAACACGCGGUGACGGCGUUGCUGAACCUGUCUCUUCUGGAAGAGAACAAGGCGCUUAUAACGAAUGCGGGUGCGGUGAAGUCGCUGAUAUACGUGCUGAAAAGAGGGACGGAGACUUCCAAGCAGAACGCGGCGUGCGCGCUCAUGAGUCUGGCGCUGGUGGAAGAGAACAAGAGGUCGAUCGGGACUUGCGGGGCGAUACCACCGCUGGUGGCGCUGCUGUUGGGUGGGUCCCAGAGAGGGAAGAAGGACGCGCUGACGACGCUGUACAAGCUGUGUUCAGUGAGGCAGAACAAGGAGAGGGCGGUGAGUGCCGGGGCGGUGAGGCCGCUGGUGGAGCUGGUGGCGGAGCAGGGGAGCGGGAUGGCGGAGAAGGCGAUGGUGGUGCUGAACAGCUUGGCGGGGAUUGAGGAGGGGAAGGAGGCCAUUGUGGAAGAAGGUGGGAUUGCUGCGCUUGUGGAAGCGAUUGAGGUUGGGUCGGUGAAGGGGAAGGAGUUCGCUGUUUUGACUCUUUAUCAACUCUGUGCUGAAACCGUUACCAACAGAGCCCUUCUCGUCAGGGAGGGAGGGAUUCCGCCUCUCGUUGCUCUUUCUCAGAGCUCCCCUGUUCGAGCUAAGCUCAAGGCUGAGACACUCCUUGGAUAUUUGAGAGAAUCAAGACAUGAAGCUUCAUGUUCAAGUCCGUAGGUAGGGAAUUAUAUAAUGUAAUUGGUUGUUGUACAUAUAGUGCUUUUUUGGUUCGUAACUUUGUACACUUUGGAUUUUUUGGAUUAGAAGCUAGCCAGCAUAUCAAUACUCUGACCCUUGAUGAUUUAAAGAUAGGUUCGGUGAUUUUCCUUUCCCUAUUUCCCUUGUUCAGUUUGUUAUGUUUCCAGGAGUUGUGUUGUGGUGUUAGUUUCUUGUUGGUUAAUCUCUCAUUUUUCUCUUAAUCUUUUUGUUUUGGAAACUUCCAGUUUUUGCAGAAAAGGCUUGGUCUUGGUGUUAGUUUCUUGUUGAUUAAUCUCUCAUUUUUCUCUUAAUCUUUUUGUUUUGAAAACGUCCAGUUUUUGCAGAAAAGGCUUGGUCUUGGUGUUAGUUUCUGUUGAUCAUUAGUCUCUUUUAUUUUGCUCAUUUUUUUUUUUUGUUUUGAAAACUUCCAGUUUUUGUUGAAAAGGCUUGCUGAGUUUUUUGUGUUUUUGACUGUCUUGUAGUGAAACUAUGAAAGUAGAGGUUGUAAUAAAUGCACUACCACGCUGAAUAUGUUAGGUCAUAAUUUUUUAUUUUGGUGAACUUGGAGUUUUUAAUUUAGUUACUUUGAUACUGUCGAAUGUAUUGCAUUGGCCAUAGGCCAUUAUAUCACCUUCAUCUGUUUCCAUUUUGUUAAUGCAUAAAAUCCCAGAUAUAGGGAAAUGUUAGGUGGUAGUCGAAUUAGGAUGAAGAUAAAGACGUGGUUUGGAGGGUGUUGAUUCAUUUGAAUAUGAUGGUGGUGUAGGCCCGUGAAGCUGCUUCUCUUUGUUGUAAAGCGACUCGCCGCUCUCAAGCUUUCAUUUGCGGUAACAAGUUGCAUCAGUGUGCCCCACAGCCACCAUGCAGGUCAACCCCACCACACAACAGAAUACAUCUCUUUGGUACCAAUUCUCCUCACAUAUCUUCAUUUUUAUUUAUUUUUUCUUCCUUUUUCAAAUCAUCUUGUCCCCUAUAAUAAAUUAAUAAUCACCAAUUAGCUGGCACAGCAGGUAUUUUCCGUGCUUCUGUUUAUUUGGAUAAUAAUUUGAAGUUUCGAAUAAUCAGCUGUCGGUGUUUUCAGCUUUAGUUCACUCGUAACAUUUAACCAUAGGUUUUCUACACAUUAGGUUGAGGAUUGCACCAAAGGUGAAGAGCUGUUGGGUGAGAGACACUGCUUUCUCUCACGCAGAAGUGUGAGUUGCUGAGACAUACAGAAACCUUCAAAAGCUAGUGGUUGAAUUCUCUCUUCCUUCCAUAUACUAAGGCUUUACGAUCAAACAAAUUUCUACUCAACAUUCGAACUGAUUUUUUUUUAAUAUACACGAUCAGAAAGAGGGGUAACUGUAAACGGUUUAGAUUUGGUUUAAAUUUUUAUUGUAUGAUAUUUAGAUUUAAUCAAAUACGACGUGUGAUUAUGUUAUUCCACACAGUAUAUUUUUAGUAAAUUAAAUGUAUUUAAAGUUACACAAGAA